Messenger RNA from Peromyscus californicus insignis, 2720 nucleotides. It is a transcript of the gene Rars1, whose product is annotated as arginyl-tRNA synthetase 1. Gene Ontology annotation, molecular function: ATP binding; arginine-tRNA ligase activity. Gene Ontology annotation, biological process: arginyl-tRNA aminoacylation. Gene Ontology annotation, cellular component: cytoplasm. The transcript has 13 exons. The coding region runs from base 988 to 2601 and encodes 537 amino acids. NCBI's taxonomy places the organism in Eukaryota, Metazoa, Chordata, Mammalia, Rodentia, Cricetidae. The record is from RefSeq and is a predicted model, not a curated record.
UUGCCUGGCCCGGGCUGACUUGAUUCUCUUACAUAUCAUCACUCCUAUGAGCAUAAAUGACAGUAAAUUCUUUUUUGGUUUUCUGAGACAGGGUUUCUCUGUGUAGUUUUGGUACCUGUCCUGGACCUCACUCUGUAGACCAGGCUGCCCUCGAACUCACAGAGAUCCGCCUGCCUCUGCCUCCCAAGUGCUGGGGUUAAAGGCAUGCGCCACCACCGCCUGGCAUCAAUUCUUGUAUCUUCAAGAAAGGGUACCCUUUCCACAUGGGCCUAGGGUGGAGCUCAGUGAGAGCAGUACUUGUAUUGUUUUGUCUGCUACUUCUUGCUGUGUUCUGGAUUGGUGGGUGUGGUUAAAGGCAUUUAGAAAGUGAAAUUAAAAGUUAACAAAUUAUUGCCAUUCAUGGUGACCUAUGCCUGUGAUCUCAGCACUCCAGGGGCUGGGGCAGGAGAAUUGCCACAAAUAAAGGGCAGCCUGGGGUGCACAAUGACCCUGUCUCUCUCUCUCUCUUUUCUUUUUUUUUUUUUAAGGUACCUGAAGAUCACCACCAUCAAUUACUUGUUACAACUAGGAUGUUUUUGAAGCAGACUUUGUAGUCUGUUUUUCCUUUUCUAUUUUGGUUUCUUGAGAUGUGGUCACUUUGUAACCAGGUCUCUUGCCUCAGCCCUCAGGUACUGGGAUUUCUGGCGUGUGCCGCUCAGACAGCCAGGGUUCCUUUCUAAGCUGAGGAGUUCUUGUUUGCAGUAGCUGCAUUCUCUGACUGCGUGACCUGUAUCUGUUUCCUUCACUUUCUCUGUUGAUCCGGAAGGGUUUGCUCUUGAGCGGACUUUGUUCUCUAAUGCUCCUGGGAGCUUUUCACUGGUUUUUCUUCUCCUCUUUCUCCUUCUUCUCUCUUGGUUUUUUGAGACAGGGUUUCUCUGUAUAGCUUUGGAGCCUGUCCUGGGACUCAGAGAUCUACCCGCCUCCACCUCCCAAGUGCUGGGAUUAAAGAUGCUCAAAGCAAAGGAACAGAAGGUUAAUCCUAGAGAAAUUGCAGAAAACAUCACCAAACACCUGCCGAGCAAUGAAUAUAUUGACAAGGUUGAAAUUGCGGGUCCUGGUUUCAUUAAUGUUCACUUGAGAAAGGACUUUGUGUCAGAACAGUUGACUAAUCUCCUAGUAAAUGGAGUCCAACUACCCACUCUUGGAGAGAAUAAAAAGGUUGUAAUUGACUUUUCCUCUCCCAACAUAGCUAAAGAGAUGCACGUUGGCCACCUCAGGUCAACUAUCAUAGGAGAAAGUAUGAGCCGACUCUUUGAAUUUGCAGGAUACGAUGUGCUAAGGUUAAACCAUGUAGGAGAUUGGGGGACCCAGUUUGGCAUGCUCAUCGCUCACUUGCAAGAUCAAUUUCCAGAUUAUCUGACAGUUUCACCUCCUAUUGGAGAUCUUCAGGCCUUUUAUAAGGAAUCUAAGAAGAGGUUUGAUACUGAGGAGGAAUUUAAGAAGCGAGCCUAUCAGUGUGUCGUUGCACUGCAGAGUAAGGACCCAGAUUUCAUAAAGGCCUGGAAUCUCAUCUGUGACGUCUCCCGGGAAGAAUUUAGUAAAAUCUACAAUGCAUUGGACAUCACUUUAAUAGAGAGAGGAGAAUCCUUCUAUCAAGAUAGGAUGAAGGAUAUUGUAAAGGAAUUUGAAGAUAAAGGAUUUGUGCAAGUGGAUGAUGGCAGGAAAAUUGUGUUCGUUCCUGGGUGUUCCAUACCAUUAACCAUAGUGAAAUCCGAUGGGGGCUUUACUUAUGAUACGUCUGACCUGGCUGCUAUCAAACAGAGACUAUUUGAGGAAAAAGCAAAUAAGAUUAUCUACGUGGUGGACAAUGGACAAGCUGUACAUUUCCAGACAGUUUUUGCUGCUGCUCAAAUGAUUGGUUGGUAUGACCCUAAAGUAACUCAAGUGAGCCAUGUUGGAUUUGGUGUGGUGCUAGGAGAAGACAAGAAGAAGUUUAAAACCCGCUCGGGUGAAACAGUGCGCCUUGUGGACCUGCUGGGAGAAGGACUGAAGCGGUCCAUGGACAAGUUGAAGGAGAAGGAGAGAGACAAGGUCCUGACUGAAGAGGAGUUGACAGCUGCUCAGACAUCCAUUGCAUAUGGCUGUAUCAAAUAUGCCGACCUGUCCCAUAACCGGCUGAACGACUACAUCUUCUCCUUUGACAAGAUGCUGGAUGACAGAGGAAACACAGCCGCUUACUUACUGUAUGCCUUCACUAGAAUCAGGUCUAUCGCACGUCUGGCCAGUAUUGAUGAAGAGAUGCUUCAGAAAGCUGCUCGGGAAACCAAGAUUGUCUUGGACCAUGAGAAGGAAUGGAAACUCGGCCGGUGCAUUUUACGAUUCCCUGAGAUUUUACAGAAGAUUUUAGAUGACUUAUUUCUCCACACUCUCUGUGAUUAUAUAUACGAGCUGGCAACUACUUUCACAGAGUUUUACGAUAGCUGCUACUGUGUGGAGAAAGAUCGACAGACGGGGAAAGUGUUGAAGGUGAACAUGUGGCGAAUGCUCCUGUGCGAAGCAGUGGCUGCUGUCAUGGCCAAGGGGUUCGAUAUCCUGGGAAUAAAGCCCGUCCAAAGGAUGUGAUCCUUGGGUUUGGGGACUUCUUACCAAAGGGGCCAUUAGUACUGUUUGCUUUUUAAACAAUCAUGUGGACACAAAGGCAGUAAAGGAAUUUUCACAGUAAAGGACUUUUCACAACUGUC